Molecule: messenger RNA, 3023 nt
Organism: Heteronotia binoei (common prickly gecko)
Lineage: Eukaryota; Metazoa; Chordata; Lepidosauria; Squamata; Gekkonidae
Product: transducin-like enhancer protein 2
Exons: 20
Coding region: 293-2524 (743 amino acids)
Biological process (GO): negative regulation of canonical Wnt signaling pathway; regulation of DNA-templated transcription
Cellular component (GO): transcription regulator complex; nucleus
Molecular function (GO): transcription corepressor activity; protein binding
Source: RefSeq, a predicted model, not a curated record
GCUCUCCCCUUUCCUUUAAAGAGAUCGUAUAUAUCUAUUUCCCCCCCUCUUCCUGCUGUGUGCUCAAUGGGGGGAGACAACCCCCCAGACAGCCUGGGAAGGAUUUGUCCCCCGCCACCUUUUUGCCUGUUAGUGAAUAUUUUGUAAUCUCCCCCCACCAAAAAAACCCCAGAAUUUUUCUUUCUGUUAAAAAAAAUAUCCUACUUUAUUCGAGACCCUUGAGUUUCCCAUUUUAAAAUAAUUUUUGACGGAUUAGCUGACAAAAGGAAAGUGGGGGGGUAGAUCCCCCAGGAUGUAUUCGCAAGGACGGCAUGCUACUUCGCUUCCAUCUGGGCAGCCCUUCAAAUUCUCAGUUUUAGAAAUCUGUGACCGCAUUAAAGAAGAAUUCCAUUUCCUGCAGGCUCAAUAUCACAGCCUGAAGUUGGAAUGUGAAAAGCUGGCCAGUGAGAAGACAGAGAUGCAGCGGCAUUAUGUGAUGUAUUAUGAAAUGUCGUAUGGCUUGAAUAUUGAAAUGCAUAAGCAGGCUGAGAUUGUAAAGAGGCUAAGUGCCAUCUGUGCCCAAAUCAUCCCUUUCCUGGCACAAGAGCAUCAACAGCAGGUGUUGCAGGCCAUGGAUCGGGCCAAGCAGGUGACAGUGGGUGAGCUAAACAGCAUUAUUGGGCAGCAGCAGCUCCAGCACCUCUCCCAUCAUGCCCCUCCUAUCCCUCUGACCCCUCACCCUCCGGGCACCCAGGUCUCCGGCUUGGCUAGUGUGAGCACCUCCUCUGGCCUACUGGCACUUUCGAGCGUGCUGGCGGCUCAGACUCAGCUGGCUUUGAGGGAUGAUGGAGGAGCUCUGGACCCCGAGAACAACCGAGAACCCCCCUCAAGCCGGAGCAAUUCUGUGUCUCCUCCUGAGAGCCCACAAGAGGAAGAACAGCUGGACAGCACAGGGGUGAAGCAUAAGCCAGAGGCCAAAGAGGAGGCAGGACAUUACGAGAGCGAUGGGGAGAGAAGUGAUUACAACCUGGUUGUUGAUGAGGACCCUCCUUCAGAGCACGACAUCCCUGCCUGUGUGUCUGCUGCCAAGCUCUUGCCCAGCCGGAGGGACAUCCCCGACAGCCCAGCCUCACUGGCUUCCAGUCGGAGUGCCACCCCUCUCAAAGCCAAGGAUCCCAAUUUAAGUGAUGAUCCCACCAACCUUCCUACCUGCAAGUCAGCCGGGCUGUCGACAUCCCAAGAGUCCUUGAUCCUGGGGCCUGGUCCCAGCUGCCCUACCCAGGUCAGACAGAUCACCUCCAAGUCCUCCGCAACAGAGGCCAGCACUCUUCGCAGUCCUCUGAGCAUGGCAGGUUCCUACACUUCCUCAUUUGGGAUUGUGCCCCACACUGCCCUCAACAGUGAACUGGCUGUCUCCAGCUCCUACGUCAGCAUCCAUCUCUCCCCCCAGAUCAGCGGGACAGUGUUGUAUGGACGCUCCCCCAUGGUAGCCUUUGAAUCCCACCCGCACUUGCGUGGAUCAGCAAUCUCCUCUUCCCUGCCAGCCAUUCCUGGUGGCAAGCCGGCCUACUCUUUCCACGUGAGUGCCGACGGUCAAAUGCAGCCAGUCCCCUUCCCACCUGAUGCCCUCAUCGGCUCCGGCAUCCCACGACACACCCGCCAGCUCCACACGCUGACCCACGGUGAGGUGGUCUGUGCCGUGACCAUCAGCAACUCCACCCAGCAUGUCUACACGGGAGGGAAGGGCUGUGUCAAGGUGUGGGACGUGGGACAGCCUGGAGCCAAGACACCUGUUGCGCAGCUGGACUGCCUGAACAGAGACAAUUACAUCCGGUCCUGCAAGCUUCUCCCCGACAGCCGGAGCCUCAUUGUUGGUGGGGAGGCCAGCACCCUCUCCAUCUGGGACCUGGCAUCUCCCACCCCCCGGAUCAAGGCCGAGCUGACCUCCUCCGCCCCGGCCUGCUACGCCCUGGCCAUCAGCCCCGACGCCAAGGUCUGCUUCUCGUGCUGCAGUGAUGGGAACAUUGUGGUGUGGGACCUGCAGAACCAAACCAUGGUCAGGCAAUUCCAAGGUCACACAGAUGGUGCCAGCUGCAUCGACAUCUCCAAUUAUGGCACCAAGCUCUGGACAGGGGGGCUGGACAACACUGUGCGGUGUUGGGACCUCCGUGAAGGCCGGCAGCUUCAGCAGCAUGACUUCAGCUCCCAGAUCUUCUCCCUGGGCUACUGCCCCACAGGUGAAUGGCUGGCAGUUGGGAUGGAGAGCAGCAAUGUGGAAAUCUUGCACGUGACAAAAUCAGAGAAGUACCAGCUGCACCUUCACGAGAGCUGCGUCCUGUCCCUCAAGUUUGCCUCCUGUGGAAAAUGGUUUGUCAGCACGGGUAAAGACAACCUCCUGAAUGCUUGGCGGACCCCCUAUGGUGCAAACAUAUUCCAGUCCAAAGAAUCCUCGUCAGUUCUGAGCUGCGACAUCUCUGCCAACAACAAGUUCAUUGUGACGGGUUCCGGUGACAAGAAGGCAACAGUUUAUGAACUGGUGUACUGAGGUGGAGAAGGCCUCACCCCUCAAUGUCUCCUUCCUUAUUGGCCACACUUUGUUUGGGAUGACCACGAAGCAACUAUGCUCACUCGAACAGCAGGUGACUCCCACCGUUCUCCCCAAAAUUUGAUCCAGCAGUUCUGGCAGCCAUCUCCCCAUUCCCCACAUCUCCUCACAGCCAUGUGGACUGGAAUCUUGCCUGCCCCCCUCCCUUUUAAACAUCAAAUUCUCAGGAAACUGGAUUCCACAUCCAGAAGUUGUUCUCUGUUCACACACAAGGCCCCAGAUUCUAACUAAGAGGGGAGCAUCUCUGUGACUUAAUUUGCAUCACUGGUCUGUUGGAGAAAAAGGUUUCUCACCUCCUUAGGAGGAGCAAAGAAGGAAGCACCCUGUGGCUAGGAAUUGGCAUUCCUUUGAGUGAUAUCAGGGUUUUCCUUUCUUGGGGAGGGAAUGGGGAGAACCAGUUGCUAAUUCCUCUUGUAUAAUUAAAUUCAUUUAAACAUUC